Molecule: messenger RNA, 363 nt
Organism: Micropterus dolomieu (smallmouth bass)
Lineage: Eukaryota; Metazoa; Chordata; Actinopteri; Centrarchiformes; Centrarchidae
Product: LITAF domain-containing protein-like
Exons: 3
Coding region: 1-333 (110 amino acids)
Molecular function (GO): zinc ion binding
Source: RefSeq, a predicted model, not a curated record
AUGGCAUCGCCUUACCCUGGUCCCCCUGCAGACUACAACACGGGAGUCUACCAAGUUCAGCCUGGCAUCCAACCCGUGAACCAGGUGGUGGUGGUGCAGCAGCAGCCGCCAUCUGAUGUUCCUGGACAGAUGCAGUGUCCUUACUGCCAAACCAAUGUUGUCACUAAAGUAGAGCAUAAAAAUGGUACGCUCACCUGGCUGAUCUGUGGUGUAUUAGGAGUCUUAAUGAUCUGGCCUUGCUGUUUGAUCCCCUUCUGUGUGAAUGCUUGCAAAGAUGUGGAGCAUUCGUGCCCCACCUGUAACAGGGUCCUGCAUAUCCACAAACGCAUGUGAAGCAGCACUGCAGUGCAAACUCUACUGAAG